Messenger RNA from Carcharodon carcharias (great white shark), 3150 nucleotides. It is a transcript of the gene entrep2, whose product is annotated as family with sequence similarity 189 member A1. Bases 37 to 2031 code for a protein of 664 amino acids. The transcript is spliced from 11 exons. Gene Ontology annotation, cellular component: membrane. Lineage: Eukaryota; Metazoa; Chordata; Chondrichthyes; Lamniformes; Lamnidae. The record is from RefSeq and is a predicted model, not a curated record.
CCCGUCCGUCCGUCCGUCCGUCCGCCCGCUCUGGCGAUGCCCGGCGGCCGCCGCCGCUCCCGUUCACUGGGCCCCGCCGAGUCCCGGCGGCGGGACCGGGGCCGCCUGAUGCUGGCUCUCGGCGCCGCGCAGAUGGCGCUCGGAUGCCUGAUCGUCGCCGUCAGCUUCGCCGCUCUGGCGCUCACCUCCUCGGCCCGGGUCCGGCACUCAUGCCCCUUCUGGGCCGGAUUCUCGGUGCUCCUGUCAGGGUUAAUUGGUGUUGUUUCCUGGAAAAGACCCAUCUCCCUUGUGAUCACUUUCUUCAUGCUGCUUUCAGCUGUAUGUGUGAUGCUUAACCUGGCUGGCUCCAUCCUUUCCUGUCAGAAUGCUCAGAUGGUGACCUCCCUCCAGUAUUGUCAGCUGUAUAAGUUUGACGGUGAUGGGGUGUGUGUUUGCUGCGAGAUUCAGGAGGAGGCAAAAGGCUGCAGCACCCUCAGUGAAACACUGAAACUUAACCCAGUCCAAGAGUGUAGCAUGGUGCGCCUGGCUUUAAAGGAUCUUUUAUUCAGCAUCUGUGCAUUGAACGUCAUCUCUACCAUUGUAUGUGCCCUGGCUACUGCAAUGUGCUGCAUGCAGAUGGUCACAGCUGAUAUUAUGCAGAUGCUUAUUCCACAGAGACUGAGAGCUGCGAACCCUGAGUGCGAGUCACCCCAUGGUACAGACCUGCAGCAACCACUGGAUUUUGACGAGUUCAUCCCUCCUAUGCCACCUCCUCCAUACUAUCCUCCAGAGUACACCUGUAGCCCAGGAGUCGAGACCCAGAGAAGCCUGCACCUGGACUUCCCACACUCACCCUUCAGCACCAUGUACAGUGUGGCCAUUAACAGCCCCAGCAGCCUCUAUCCUGCAGAAUUACCUCCCCCAUAUGAAGCUGUGGUUGGACAACCUCCCACUAGUCAGGUGAACAUGCUGGAUCAUCAAAGCUCAGAGCCUUCACAGAACUCCAGUUCCAGUCUGUGUGAUAGGAAUAUCUCAGCAGCCUUCAGUACACAAGUGUUUGUGGACAAUGCCUCACUGACAUUGUGUGAACCUGCUGAUGCCCCAGGACACAAUGGCUCAUCCGGGGAUUGCUGCUCGCUUGAUGUUCAGGAAUCUGUGCACUCUGCCGACAGUGCAAUACCUGCCACUGCCACAGACCAUGGUUGCACCAGUUUAGAGGCUGAUGUCCGGUGGAGACACAGGACCUAUUCAGAGAAUUCCCGUGAGGAAGGAAGCAGGUCACCAGCUCUAUCGCAGGGUUCUGUGGAAUGGCGAGAGCACAGAUUGUCAGAGUGUCCAGUAUUGAGUGCAAGCACAGUGAGGAAAAAGCCCCAUACACCAGCCCAGGCAAACUCUGCAUCGCUCAAACAAAUUAAAAUGUGCUGUGGAGUCUUCAGGCAGUCCACCAUGUCUGACGGAGUCAGGCUACCAGCUCGAAGAAAAACUGGUGGGAACAGAAUAAUCCGAUCCAGCAGCGAUCCUGCCACCUGCACUUCUACAGAAGCUCCCUAUCUCGAGCUUCGUUCUGUUGCUUCCAGCCGUUUUGCCAAACGUUUCCAGCCUAUCAAGCAGCAGCGUGACAUAGGGAUGGUGGAUGGGCACCUAAAGCAGCAGGUACCUCGGGGAAUCUCCAGCGAACGACCACAUUCUCUUGUUGACCUGAAAACCUACAAGGACACAAAAAUAUUGGUCGCUAAAUUCUUGCAGCAUUCAAGUUGCAACCUUGCUCCUGAGGUACAACAUGUGGUCAAUAACAUCAGGUCUGUCAUCAAGUCAGAUGAGCGACACAUGGAGGAAGCUAUUUACAGUGCCAGCGUCAUUGACCAGGUGAUGACAAGUUCUCACCAUCCGGUGAAUAUGUUGAGAAUGCGGUUACAGGAAGACCUAUACCUCCAGAGCUGUGGCGAUCUCAGCUCCCCAUCAGCCUCAGUGCGGACUCUCCGAGUGGGCUAUAGCUUUGAAUGCGAGCGGCCACACAGUUUGAUCGGUGUGUGCAGAGAGACCGUUCUAUGAACCGCGCUGUGGAUUGUGCUAGUCAACAUUAACAAAUCAUGGACGAGGGAGGAAGAAACAGAUUAGUCGGCACUCAAACCCAGAGCCAGAGAUCAACUUUUCUGUGUAUGAACAUAGGAAAAGGAGACCGGGCUCUUUCAGCAUGAGCUGUAUGAUUGUGACAACUGGAUGCUGUUUGCAAACGUUGGAUGAAUCUUUGCUCUGACUGUUUUCUACAGUGGGACCAUUUGCAGUGUUUUGAUAUAAGUAUUUAUAAUUUAUUAUUGCUGACUGGUUCUGGCUUAAGUAUGUGGGUGAAGAUGAUUCUGUUGUUUGUGUCUGUGUUACUGAGUAACACUAAGCCUGCAUGGUACCUUGCAGCAGCCCUACCACUCUGUUCUUCAAUUGUUUGAGGACCAUUUAGUGAAAUGUGAGAGAGGGAGAGCUGGCAAGGCAGGCUGAAACAGAGUUGCUAUUAAACUGUAACCAGCAGCCCUUCAAUAGCACACUAUUCUCUUCAAAGUGCAUGUUGAACAGUUGUGCCUGUGAUUUUGUUUGUGUGCCAAAACUCUCAAAGAGUUUAACCAAUCAGCUCCGGGAGAAAAAUAAACCAAUGGCUCUCACGACCCAGGGAGUUGACCAUAGCUAUAAUCAUCUGCCCUUUGGCCUGUCCUGGCUCUCUGCUAAAUCAUCCUUCCAUUUGUGAAAGUGGAGCUUUGGGACUUUACCCCAGUAACAGACUGAUGACUAGGUGUCCAGAAUCACAAAUGGAACAAAAUACCAGCAUAGUGAUUGUAACUCAUCGCUGGAUAACUGAGCAAUAUUGUUUUCUCCUGAGUUGCAAGAUGUAUUAAUAUAUUUUAACAUUAUAGAGAAAAGAAAUAUAAAAUAGCCUCGAGAUAUUCACCUGACAGUGAACAAAAGGAAGCAAAGUCUGAUAUGAGGGAGCGCAGGCCGUGGUUUGGAUUUUGGAUGCUCAACGCUCAGCAUCAAAGUGCAGAAUCAGGGGUAUCGGAGUUUGACUGAAAUAUUAAAUGACCAUAUUUAUUUUUCUGUAUUUUCUUUUUAAAUUGGUUUGAAUCCUGUGGAUUAAAGAUGAACUUUUUGUAUAAUUCCAAAAAAUAAAUUUAGUGCCGUUAA